Molecule: messenger RNA, 1253 nt
Organism: Nymphaea colorata (pocket water lily)
Lineage: Eukaryota; Viridiplantae; Streptophyta; Magnoliopsida; Nymphaeales; Nymphaeaceae
Exons: 6
Coding region: 539-1129 (196 amino acids)
Source: RefSeq, a predicted model, not a curated record
CUGAAGAUGCAUAGUUGAAGUUGGAAAAUCCAAAGCUGAGUCCAGAUUUGCUAUUAAGCGUUCUUUUGAGCCUAACAAUGAUACUGAGUCAGAAGAGGAAGACAAAGGCCAUGUUGUAGUCGGAAGUCACGUAUCUACAUCUGUUUCAGAGUCUGAUGCACAAAAUCAUGGCUCUUCAGAAUCCUUACAAAGUGCUCAGAAGUUUGAAAAUGUGGACCUGGAAAAGGCAGUUUUUCUUUCAUUGGAUUGGGAGAACGAAGGACCAUAUGAAGAAGCUGUUGAAAGAGGAUGGAAGUUAAUACUGGACCAGAUGAAGUGUCUGAACUCUAAAGACAUUCUGCUACUCAGAUGAUGCUGGUGAAAGUACACUUUCUGUUAAUGAGUUGAAUAAGAACCAUUCUAGUAUUAAUAGGUGAAGGAAAAUAUAUGGAUGCUCUUGCUUUAUCUGAUCGUUGUUUACGUGGUGGGGCUUCUGAUCGGUUGCUACAGUUGCUAGUUGAAAGAGGUGAAGAAAAUCAUUUAGCCACUGACUUGCCACAUGGUUAUGGUAUACAUAGCGUAUGGAGCAAUAGUUGGCAAUAUUGUUUUGAGAUUGAAAGAUAAGCAACUGGCCGCCAGACUUGCUCUCAAAUAUCUUCAUAGAUGGGAGCUUAAUGCUGCGAUGGAUGUUCUCACCAUGUGCAUUUGCCAUCUGCCGCAGGGUGAUCCUCUUAGGAGUGAGGCCAUCCUAGCACGACAAGCUUUGCAGAGAUAUAGUCACAUACUGUGUGCAGAUGACAGAUAUAACAGCUGGCAGGAGGUUGAAGCUGAUUGCAAGGAAGAUCCUGAAGGUCUUGCUUUGAGAUUGGCUGGCAAGGGUGCUGUUUCUGCAGCCUUAGAAGUAGUUGAAAGUGCCAAUUUAACUAUAGAUUUGUGGAGAGAGUUGCGGGGCAGGCAACUUGUUGAGCUGCUUACUGCUGAUCCUGUCAGUGGUGGCGGUCCGGUAGAGGCUUCAAGAUUCCUUUCAUCAUUCCAUGAAGCUAAUGAUGCUCUGCCAGUUGCUAUGGGUGCCAUGCAACAACUUCCUAACUUGCGGUCAAAGCAACUUCUUGUAUAUCUCCAUGUCUUUGUCUAUAAUUUCUUCCAUUGACAGAUGUGGGAGCUGAAAGAACUUAUUUGGCUGUUUCUUGAUAUUUUCUUAAGCCCACUAUUGUCCAUUUUUAAAGGUGCACUUUUUUCUUGAAGAGGCGUGAUGGAAAUAUGUCAGACGCUGA